UCUUCCACUUCCGGUAAAGAUGGCGCUGAGCAGAGGAGUGUUACUGUGGAGGACAUGCAGCAGGGUGAUACCCAGACAGCCUACCUUCGUCCCCGCUACUAUCCGGACACACAGCACCAUUAGCGGACCCCUGGUCCCGCAGACCUCCCUCUCCAACCCACCGUGGCCAGAGCCAGUCCCGGUGUCCCCGGAGGAGGAGCGGAGCCGACACUCGGCCGUAGUGAGCGCCGUGAACCAGAAGAUCCUCCAGCAGGACUUCGGCCGGCUGUUCGCUGUGGUUCACAUCGCCGGUAGACAGUGGAAGGUGACCCCCGAGGAUCUGAUCCUGCUCGAGAACCACAUCGAUGCGGAGUGCGGGGAGAGGAUCCGGAUGGAGAAGGUGCUGCUGGUCGGGGCGGAGGAGUUCACCCUGAUCGGGAGACCCCUGCUGGGGAAGGACCUGGUCCGAGUGGAGGCCACCGUGAUCGAAAAGACUGAAUCCUGGCCCAAAAUCCACAUGGUCUUCUGGAAGAGACACCGGUACCAGAGGACGAAGACCAUCAUCCAGCCACAGACGGUUCUGAGGAUCAACAGCAUCCAGCUGGCCCCAAAUCUGUCCUGAUGGAGAGGAGGGGGCCCAAAUCUGUCCUGAUGGAGAGGAGGAGGGGCCCCAAAUCUGUCCUGAUGGAGAGGAGGGGGCCCAAAUCUGUCCUGAUGGAGAGGAGGAGGGGGCCCAAAUCUGUCCUGAUGGAGAGGAGGAGGGGGCCCAAAUCUGUCCUGAUGGAGAGGAGGAGGGGGACCCCACUUCCCUGAUAGAGAGGAGGACUGUGAUUACCUCACAUAGUGACUUUUUCUUUAUCAGUAAUUAUUUAAAGGUUCUACAAUCAUGGAGCUCUAUGUUGACAUUCAGAGUUGUUUUUUUAUGCAGUUUAAACACUGUAAGAAUGUUUUUUUUCUGUAAAUAAAGUUUCAUAA
Messenger RNA from Cheilinus undulatus (humphead wrasse), 954 nucleotides. It is a transcript of the gene mrpl21, whose product is annotated as mitochondrial ribosomal protein L21. The transcript is spliced from 2 exons. NCBI's taxonomy places the organism in Eukaryota, Metazoa, Chordata, Actinopteri, Labriformes, Labridae. Gene Ontology annotation, molecular function: structural constituent of ribosome. Gene Ontology annotation, cellular component: mitochondrial large ribosomal subunit; ribosome. Bases 20 to 601 code for a protein of 193 amino acids. The record is from RefSeq and is a predicted model, not a curated record.